Messenger RNA from Closterium sp. Yama58-4, 1305 nucleotides. NCBI's taxonomy places the organism in Eukaryota, Viridiplantae, Streptophyta, Zygnematophyceae, Desmidiales, Closteriaceae. The record is from the annotation of a GenBank genome assembly.
AUGAAGCAGCGGUGCCGCGACGCGAUCCACCAGCUUCUACUCUUCGCCCUGCGCCGCGGGGGAGCAGCGUUCAUCAAAUGGGGACAAUGGGCCUCCACCAGAGAAGACCUGCUCCCUCCCUCCCUCUGCCUCGUCCUCGGGUCCCUGCAAGACCACGCCCCCACGCAUUCCUUCUCGCACACCCGCCGCGCCGUGCAGAAAUACCUCGGGUGUGCGUUGGAGGAUCUGUUUGUGGAGUUUGAGAGGGAGGCGCUGGCGUCGGGGAGCAUAGCGCAGGUGCACCGGGCGAGAGUGAGGGGUGCGUGUGCGCACGUGCCCGAGUGGGUGGUGGUGAAAGUAAGGCAUCCACGCGUGGGGUUGAGGAUCAAGCAGGACUUUGAGGUGAUGGCGGGGGUGGCUGCAGUGGUGGAUCGGGUUCCGGGGCUCAGGUGGAUUCGGCGGCUGCAGGAUAGUCUCGAGCAGUUCAGUCACACGAUGAGAGAGCAGGCUGACUUGAGAGUGGAGGCGUAUCACGCGCACCGCCUGUACACCGACUUCUAUCCCGUGAGGGAGAGGGUGGUGAUCGCUCAGGUGCUGCCUCACCUGGUGUCCGAAGGAGUCAUCGUGGAGAGCUUUGAGCGCGGGGAGCCGCUGCACCGGUUCCUGCACUCCAAGGAGAACAGCUCGCUCAACACACAGAUAGCAGCAGUGGGCGUGGACGCCUACCUGAAGAUGCUGCUACAGGACAACCACAUUCAUCUGGACCUGCACCCUGGGAACAUCCUCGCUCGCAUGGCGGCACCCCCACCUUCACAAGCCACAGGAGAGGGCGCGCUGCAGACGGGGCCGCUACAACAGGAGGGGCAGGAGCAGCAGGGAGCACUACAGCUGGUGAUUCUGGACUAUGGGCUGAUGGAGGACCUCACAGCGCACGUGCGCUCCAACUUCCUCUGCUUCAUCGCCUCUAUCAUGUCCUCCAACGCCAAGCAAGCGACCCACUUUUUGCUUCGGUUCGCGGCACCGUUCCCCCAGCGCUGCACCAACCGGGAAGCACUAGAGGCUGACAUGCGGGAGCUGUUUGCCAGAGACUGCCAGCUACACCACCGAUGCAUGGAUCUUAACGACGUGCUUAAAAAGGUUCUCCGGAUAUGCUGGGUGCACCAUGUCACAGUGCAUUCCUCCUAUGCCUCGCUCCUUAUCGCCAUGUGUAUUCUAGUGGGGUUCGGCCAGACGCUCGACCCCGAAUUGUCCAUCUUGGAUGCAGCGGCUCCGUGCUUCUUCCUCUACAAUCUCACCGGCCGCAUUAUUGGCAGAAUAUAUGGCUAG